CGGUUUGGCGCCUGGGCGCUUGACGCGGGCCGCGGCGGAAGCCCUCCCGCCCGCCACGGCGAGGGCCCGGGACAGACCCCUCGGGCCGGCGGGGCAGUUCCGUAUCCGCGCCGCCUCUCCCUCCCCUCCUCCCGCCCUGCGGAAGGCGCCCGGGAGCGCGGCGGGUGAGAGCCGCCGCCCGGCCGCGCUGCUCCUCCGGCGGGCGGCUGCCGGGGCGGCGCGGGGCUGAGGGCGCAGCUUGGGGCAGCUCCGCUUCCUACCGCUGGUCAAAGUUAUGAUUGGUGAACGGAUGGAUAUUUUAUAUAAUGACUUCUUUAAUCAAAUACUAGAAAAUUUAAAUAGAAGAAUUGAACAAGUACAAUGCAAAAAAACCCAUGAAGAAAUAGCUAAAAUGUUCCUAAAGAAAGUAUCAAAACUUGAGAGACGUAUUAAUGCUGUGAUAGCUUUUCAGGAGGAACUGUUUUCAAAAAUGGCUGUUGAUCAGACAAUGCUUCCAAGUGCAGACUAUGAAAAUGCAGUACUAAGCCAGCUUGGACCCUCUGCUUUCUGUCCUGAUACCAUAAAUAUACCAACAGGUUCUUCAGAUAAACUUUUGCUAUCACCUUACACUGGUUUCACUGCAGGACAUGUUUCAGAAUAUGUAAGAGCAGUGAUUUAUGAAUGUGGAACUGAGUGAUAUGGGACUGGGUAAGUAUGACAGUAUGGUCUGUACGUCCAGGUGCUGGGUGAAUUUCCUUUUAGCACAGGACUACACACAGCUGACAUUUGCAUGGCUGACACCAAGUUUCUAUCUUCAACCUUUGGGUUUCAUUGUGAAGUCAAAUUAUAUUAUUCAAAGCAUGCACAAGAUUUCCUAGCUUGCUCUGGAAGGAGUAAUCAGUGUUAUUUUUCAGUAUGUUCACUUCAUCUUGUUUUUUAUUGUUGUUUUUAUUAUUAUUAUUUACAGAAAAAUGUAUUAAUUUGUUUUUUACUUUCUGAAUAUCGAAAGUAAUCUUUGCUUAUGGCAAAAAUGAAAUUGGCAAAGAAAAUUUGCUGGUUUGUAAUUGAAUAUGAAUCAGAUCCAGAAUGUUAAUUUGACACAGCUGGAGUAGUUUGGUUAUAAGUUUCUUAAUUGUAACCAGUAAUCAACAACAGAGUAUCCAGAGGAAAGAAGGUAAGAGCUGGCAUUUGUGUACUUGAAACUAUCACAAAAUGUGGCUGAUUCCAUUGUCUAUUUGGGGAAAUCUUCUACAGUGAGUCUACUCUGUUAAAUUGCUGUUCUUUUGAUCAAAACAGAUGCAGUAGUUCUAAUGCAUCCUGGGUACUUAAAAUUUCCUCUACUUACACAAUAUCAUUGUGGCCAGCAUCAGGAAAGCCUAGACAAGUGUACCACAAUACGAGCAGCACAUGUCUAAUAAAUGUCCCUGUAGCCGAUGUUACCUUUUUCUCCAAGUGCAAUUACAUUUCAUAUGUUUCUAGUCCCUCUUAAACCGAUGUUUCAUACCUCAGAUCAAGUGGAUUAUCCUAGCCAUUAAUACAUAUAAAAAGUCUGCAAUUGAUGGGAUCUUACAGUAGGCAUCUGUCACUGAUUUCCAAACCAAGACAGUAAGGCCAACAAAGCAGUAUUUGGGUCACUUAGGCAAGCUUCGGGUCAACAGAACCUGGUUCUUACAGGUGACUUCAACUACCCAGACAUUUGUUGGAAGAACAGUACAGCAGCUCACACGUUAUCCAUUAAGUUCCUGGAAUGUGCAGAGGACUAUUUCCUCAUGCAAAUGCUAGAUGUGCCAACCAGGAAUGAGGCACUGCUGGACUUGUUACUCACAAGCCAAGAAAACCUGCUUUGUAAUAACUCAGUAAUAGCCUUGGCUGCAGUGAUCGUGAUACUGUGGAGUUCAGGAUCCUGCUGACAAGCUGAAGGUUAGUACUAAGACAAAGGUUUUAGAUUUUAGAAGAGCAAACUUCAGCUUGUUCAGAACUCAGUUGGGAGAGAUUCUGUGGAAGCUUCCAUAGAGGAUAAAGGAGCUAGUGAAUGCUGGGAGUUUUUCAAGAAUACUUUUCUAGAAGCACAAAACCAGUUCAUCCCCUUUAAAGGUAACAGAAGUAGGCAGAGCGAUAGACCCCCUUGGCUUAACCAUGAGCUCCUGAGUCUGCUCAAAACCAGAAGAGAAGCGUACCAGUGAUGGAAAAGUGGAUGAAUACCUGUUGAGAACUACAAGGGCGUUACCAGGGCAUGCAGAGGUGCAGUUAGAAAAGCAAAAGCUCAGGUCAAAUUGAAAUUGGACAGAGACGUCAAAAACUACAAGAAGGGGUUAUUUAGGUAUGUAAACAACAAGCAGGCAGAAACGGAAGGAAAAUAUUGGCCUGCUGUUAAACAGGAGAGGUGACUUAGUCACCAACAACGCUGAAAAGGCAGAGGUUCUCAACGCUUUCUUCACCUUUGUCUUUACCAGCACUGUUGGGCCCCAGUUGGGAACAAAAAUCCAGGUCUAUGCAAACACAGACCCACUGUCAGCGAAGGGUCGGUAUGCAGACUAUUACAGGAGUUUGACCCCUACAAAUCAAUGGGCCCUGAUGUUAUCCACCUGAGGGUGUUAAGAGAGCUGGCUGAUGUCAUUGCAAGGUUGCCCUCCAUCUUUGAGAAGUUGUGGAGGUUGGAGGAUGUCCCGGAAGACUGGAAGAAGGCCAAUGUCACCCCCAUCUGCAGGAAGGGCUUAAAAGAGGAUCCAGGCAACUAUAGGCCCAUCAGUCUUACUUCAGUCCCUGGGAGACUCCUGGAACAAAUCUUCCUGGGAGCUAUCACAAGUCAAAUGAGGCAUGUGAUUGGGAGAAGCUAGCCCAGAUUCACCAAGGGCAAGCUGUGCUUGACAAACCUGAUCACCGUUUACGAUGAAGUAACCUGCUCAGUUGAUGUGGGACAAGUGGUGAACAUUGUCUACCUCGAUUUCUCCAUGCCUUCCAAUACAGUUUCCCACAGCCUCCUCCUGGAGAAACUGGUGCAUCGGGGUGUGGACAAGGGGUCUGUGUGGUGGGUGGGCAACUGGCUGCCAGGCCACACCCAGAGGGUGGGGGGAAAUAGCUCCUUUUCAAACUGGCAACCUGUCACAAGGGGGUCCCCCAGGGAUAGAUAUUGACCCCAGCACUGUUUAAUAUCUUCAUAAGUGAUCUGGAUGAUGGGACUGAGUGUACCCUGAUGAAGUUUGCUGACGAUACCAAACUGGGUGAGGAAGUGGACGCUUCAGAAGGGAGAGCCACCCUGCAGGGAGACCUGGCUGGGCUGGAAGAGGGGGCUGACAAGAACCUUAAGAAGCUCAACAAGGACAAGUGUGAGGUCUCGCACCUGGGAAAACAUCAUCCAGCAGUGCAGCACAGGCUGGGAUCUACCCAGCUGGGGAGCAGCUCUGUGGAAAGGGACCUGGGGGUGCUGGGGGACAACAAGCUCAGUGUGAGUGACCGGUGGGCUGCAGCGGCAAAGAAAGAAAAUGGGAUGUGUGGCUGCAUCAACGAGGGCAUCACCAGCAGAGAUAGAGAAGUCAUAAUCCCACUCGACUCAGCGCGUGCCAGGUCACACCUGGGACACUGUGUUCAAUUUUGGACCCCGCUGUGCAAACAAGCUGUGGCCAGGCUGGAGAGGGUCCAGGGGAGGGUCACAAAGGUGAUCAAGGGCCUGGGCAGCCUGAUCUGUGAGGAAAGGCUGAGAGAACUGGGUUUGCUCAACCUUGCAAAGAGAGACCUUAACACCAUGUUCCAGUAUUUAAAGAUGGAGACUCCCUUUUUACAAGGAGUCCCAUGGAAAAGACAAGGGGUAAUGGGUACAAGUUACUGCUGGGAAGAUUCCAAUUGGACAUGAGAAAAAUUUUUCACAGUGAGAACAAUCAGACACUGCAAUAAUCUCCCCAGGGAAGUGGUAGAUUCCCCAACAUUGGACA
Tyto alba (common barn owl) is the source of this 3908-nucleotide messenger RNA. It is a transcript of the gene ATF7IP2, whose product is annotated as activating transcription factor 7 interacting protein 2. The coding region runs from base 275 to 676 and encodes 133 amino acids. NCBI's taxonomy places the organism in Eukaryota, Metazoa, Chordata, Aves, Strigiformes, Tytonidae. The record is from RefSeq and is a predicted model, not a curated record. The transcript is spliced from 5 exons.